UCAACGAAAAGCCAUUGAGUUUGGUGAAUCAAGACACACUAAGUAUUCUUCAAUGCUGAUGAGCCUCUUUGGUGAGGUGACCUUAAUCCUGUCCUGCCGCCUAAGGGUGGGCAGGGUGUACAGAACGCAACCUGGACUUCUGGACGCAGCCACCUACCGCCCCAGACUCGCCUACGCCUCUGGCCUCUGAGGGGUGCCUUAAGCCCAGGACAGAAAAGAGGAAGCAGUUCCCCUCUUUAAUCCGUAACCCAAUUUCUCGGGAAAAGCCGCGUUCCCACACAGAAAGCAGACCCUCCAAAGCUGCAGCGUGGCUACCGCGCACGCGGGAGCUUCACAAAUUCCCAAAGCAUCUAGCGGAAGUUUAGACUGUUCACUAGGGGUCACGUGGGCCACUUCGGGUACAGCGGGCAAACAGUUCAUUUCAGUUUGAAAGUAACUUUGAAACUCGGAAAUUGUACUCCAUGGUCUUUCAGUUCAUAAGCGUAGACACCGGCUACUGAAAUUGGAAUCGUUAUCUUCUUGCCUCGGCCCCAACUAGUAGACUAGGACCAGAAGACAUCCAACCACAACCUACCGGAGCUUCACACAGGCACAGCAGACCAAGUCCACCAACUGCGCCUGCGAGAACCGGCCGCGCCUGCGAGAACCGCCUGUUCCCGCGAGAUCGCAGGAACGCGGAGAGAAAGGGCAGGACCCCGCCGCGUAGGGCGGAGUUAAAGGCUCGUCGCGCCUGCGCAAAAGGCCGGAGGACGCGCUGCGUCGUUACUUUUGAAACGCUUGGCGGGGAAUUGUUAAGGAGCCGCUGCGGUCGCUGUCCGCGGAGUGGAAGCGCGUGCGUUUGCUUGUGUCCGUGGCCAUGGCGCUGCAGCUCUCCCGGGAACAGGGAAUCACUCUGCGCGGGAGCGCCGAAAUCGUGGCCGAGUUCUUCUCAUUUGGCAUCAACAGCAUUUUAUAUCAACGUGGCAUAUAUCCAUCUGAAACCUUUACUCGAGUGCAGAAAUAUGGACUCACCUUGCUUGUAACUACUGAUCUUGAGCUCAUAAAAUACCUAAAUAAUGUGGUGGAACAACUAAAAGAUUGGUUAUACAAGUGUUCAGUUCAGAAGCUGGUUGUAGUUAUCUCAAACAUUGAAAGUGGUGAGGUCCUAGAAAGAUGGCAAUUUGAUAUUGAGUGUGACAAGACUGCAAAAGAUGACAGUGCACCCAGAGAAAAGUCUCAAAAAGCUAUCCAGGAUGAAAUCCGUUCAGUGAUCAGACAGAUCACGGCUACAGUGACAUUUCUGCCACUGUUGGAAGUUUCUUGUUCGUUUGAUCUGCUGAUUUAUACAGACAAGGAUUUGGUUGUACCUGAAAAAUGGGAAGAGUCAGGACCACAGUUUAUUACCAAUUCUGAGGAAGUCCGCCUUCGUUCAUUUACUACUACAAUCCACAAAGUAAAUAGCAUGGUGGCCUACAAAAUUCCUGUCAAUGACUGAGAAUGAAAUGAGGAAAAUAAUGUAAUUGUUAUUUUGAAAUGUGGUUUUCCUGAGAUCAAGUCAUCUAUAGUUGAUACAUUUUAUUUCAUUGGUUAAUUUUGGCAUGGAGAAAACCGAAAUUAUACUUACUGAACUGUGUGUAAUUGUUUUUCUUUUAUUUUUUGGUACCUAUUUGAGUUACCAUGGAGUUAGCAUCAUGAGCAUGUUGCACAUUGUUCAAAAGGAACCAGGAUUUUUUUGGUCAACAUUGUAAUGUAAAUUCCUUUGAAGAUAGUAACUGUAGAUGGAAAAACUUGGGCUAUAAAGCUAAAUGCUUUCCUACAUCAGAUGUUUUGGUCAAGUAGCUUGACUCGGUAUAGGUAAGGAGAUAUUUAAAUAUAAGAUACAGCAAAGGAAGUCUAUUUAGAAGCUUUGUUAAGAUCCUGAAAGUAAUAAUCUAUAAACAAUGAAAUAUUGCUCUGUUAGGUUCUUUUGACAUUUUUUUCAUGUAUAGUUUUCCCUGUUUUUGAAUCAAUUUCCAAUUAUUUGACUUUAAUUUAUAUAACUUGAACCUAUGAAGCAAUGGAUAUUUGUACUGUUCAAUGUUCUGUUAUGCAGAACUCCUAAAAAUGUUUUUGUGUGUGUGUGUGUGUGUGUGUGUGUUUGUUUUAUAAAAUCAAGGUUUAAGUGAAAGCAAGGAAAUAAAGUUGUUUGUUUUAAAUUUGUCUUAAAA
This is a messenger RNA of Cebus imitator (Panamanian white-faced capuchin), 2186 nucleotides long. RefSeq names its product mitotic arrest deficient 2 like 1 (gene MAD2L1). NCBI's taxonomy places the organism in Eukaryota, Metazoa, Chordata, Mammalia, Primates, Cebidae. The coding region runs from base 857 to 1474 and encodes 205 amino acids. The transcript has 5 exons. Gene Ontology annotation, cellular component: cytoplasm; kinetochore; nucleoplasm. The record is from RefSeq and is a predicted model, not a curated record. Gene Ontology annotation, biological process: mitotic spindle assembly checkpoint signaling.